This is a messenger RNA of Solea solea (common sole), 1753 nucleotides long. It is a transcript of the gene ap5s1, whose product is annotated as adaptor related protein complex 5 subunit sigma 1. Gene Ontology annotation, biological process: double-strand break repair via homologous recombination; endosomal transport. Bases 113 to 715 code for a protein of 200 amino acids. Gene Ontology annotation, cellular component: lysosome; late endosome; cytosol. The record is from RefSeq and is a predicted model, not a curated record. The transcript has 3 exons. Lineage: Eukaryota; Metazoa; Chordata; Actinopteri; Pleuronectiformes; Soleidae.
GGAAGUGGGAAGUGAAUAAAAACAUGACGGCGCUGAAUCAAACCUGAGAAAAAGCUUGUGUUUAAAAGUGAAAAAGUGUGUUUUUUGUGGUGUUUCUUCGUCUCCUGACACGAUGGUUCGGUGUUUUCUGAUCCACACCGUGUGUCCGGUCAGCGCUCUCUCCUCUGCGGAGAGCAGAAUCCUUUACUCCCGGGUGUUCGGUCCGGAUGAGGCGGCGCUGACGGAGCAGCAGCGCGGGCUCAGUGCGGAGCAGAGGCGGCUCCUGCAGCGGGAGAAGGUGGCGGUGGUGGCCCGGCAGGUGAAGAGCGCCGUCUACCUGUGCCGCGAGGCCUCGGGUCGGGCGUUGUUGGAGGCGGUGCCGGGCGAGGAGGCGUUGGCCCUGCAGGACGCCAACAGUGGGGUGGUGCGUCUGAGAGCCGGCGAGCCCUUCUCUGACGAGACGAGCGCCCUGUGGCUCGGCGUCCAGAGUCUGGGCUUCACGCUCGUGUGCGAACCCCACGAGAACCUGCUGCUGGCCGAGGGAACACUCUGCGGCCUGACCCGACACUGUCUGGAGCACCUGCACAUGCUGGGGCAGGGGAGUGAGGUUCUGCUGAGGAGCAACCGCAUUGACGCCCUCCUCAGCCGCCUGCUCCCUCACGGGCAGCUCCUCUUCCUCAACCACCGCUUCGCCCAGAGCCUGGAGAAGGAGGUGACGGCGUACAUGGCCAAGUGACCCAGCGCAGCACGGCGGCCACGUCGAGGUCACGUCUUCACUACAACUCCCGUGUGAGUUUGAGAACUGCUCGCAGCGUCCACACAAACACUUGUUUUACCUUUAAGUGACGUUUUCUGUGGCGGCAGAAGAAACACGGAGAGAUGAUACAGAUUACAGGAGGCGGUAAAUGGACUCCUUUACUGUGGGAGAGGCUGCAGUUCAGAUCCUGUUGCCGAAAAUGUGGCAGCAGAAACAGCCGGUUAAAAACCAACUCAUCACUAUCUCGAUUAAAUUAAUAAUUUGCCAUAUUUUGACUUGGAAACCAAACAGAAAGCAGUCUCUUUCAAGCCACAUACGUCAUAUACUCACUCUGAGGACACGGGAUUAAGACAGGAGGUGGCGUGUAGCGUUAGAGGACCACGUCGAACGAGUGUGUAGAUGUGUUUUAAUAUCUCGUGAACAUCUGUUGCACCCCCGACCACAUCUCCCUGGCAAACCAGACAUGUGCUCCUCCCACAGUUUUCACUAAAAGCCUCCACUUUUCACGUUGGCUGCCAAAUUUGAAGCUAAAGCAGGUUUCUUUGGGAGGAACAUAACAUUCCUGGAUGCCAGCUUCGUAUUCUGUCAUUGUUUUCUCGUGUUGCUUGAGGCAUUUUGUCAAAAAAACAACAAAAAAACUGUUAAAUGUAGUGCACAGGUUUGCAAAAACAAGGCACGAGGGAGGGAUUAAUUACUGAAAAUGAUAAAACACAGGAGCGCGCAUGUAUGUUUCUCAUGGGCUUAAAAUAAGAACACCAGCUGCUCACUGGAUAACUCGUGUUCUUCCUCCGGUAAACCAGCAGAGGGCGAUAUGUGGAGGAAGUCAAACCUGGAUUGAGCUGUGGACAAAAGUAUGUGGACAAACAUGCUUGUUUGUCCUAGUUUUGGGUUUAUUUAUGGUGUAUGAAGCACAAAUUACAUUUGGAAUAUACCAAAAUAAUACACAAAUAAAACACACAGCAUACACUGUUUAUUCAGGCUGCAACAAUUAAUCGAAAUAAAACAAAUUCUCUGAGA